AAUCCAAAAAACAUCGCUUUAGCUGAUAUCAGUUUGACUUACACAGCACUGAAUGUAGAUGAGCCAUCGUUUUUUUUGCGGUGGACAACUAUUGGGUACAGCUCAAAAAUAGGAACGCAUCUACUCGGGUACCAACCCGGACAAACAAUCAAUGGUCAACCUUCUUUUGUUCAAAUAAAACUAGUAUCCAAUGUGAUAUUGUUUAACUGACCUCGAAACCAGACUGCGAUCCGGUUAGUAACGGAAACAGUCGACAGGAUGGACCGGUGUGGACCCAAUCAAACUCUUAAACCCAAACCUAAAGCAACCUCCCGAACCGCUCGAAGCGUUUCACCAAUCCCCGAAGCAUCCAAGUCAACAGAAUCAUCUAUCCGGCAGCAAUCGAGCGUCGUAUCCGAUCCGGAUGUACACUGCGGAAAAGAUUUCCGACCUGGUCUAAUAAUUUUCAUAUUCAGCUUGCAUUGGUUGAUAUCAGCCGCAAUCUUCGCCGUGGGACUGGUGUUGACCUUGAAACCACCGUCUUCGGAGCAUGCCUGUCACGUGUAUUUCUCGAUGGUAUAUCUCCGGGUAGCCUUCUGGAUCGGAACCUACAUCCAGCACGAGCUGAUCAAGCCAGCCUGCCAAAUGUUGGUCAAUCAAAACUACAGUCUAUAUCAGGACAUGACCUGCUACAGAAAAACACCACUUCAGAUUGUGUCUUUUUGGAACACGAUCCUUAUAGCCAUUCAGAGCUACGUUCGAUCGUUGUUUCAGGUUCAAGAGCAGGGGACCAACAUAUGCGGGCUCGGCGAAACCUUAGACAUUACUCCGCAGUUAUUCAUCUCCAUUUUCAAUGGGUUAGAAACGUUGGCUCUGGCUUGUUUCUACGUGCCCGCGAUUAAACGCUUGAUAAAAUCGAUGCAACAACAGGAGGAGGAUUCACCCGACCGAACAUUGUCGAACCAGGAUGACAUUACAAUCCAUCAGAGAUUGAAACGGCAAGCCGAACAGGUCAAAAUAUUACGAACGGCCAACAUGGCCCUGAGAAAGGAAGCUACAGCGCUUGGGGCACUGAGCGAGGAUUUGUGAGAUUCCCUUUAUUUAUUUGUAUUCUGUUUGAAUGAAUACUAUCGUUAUUGUUUCUAAUUCAAUAAAUGUUAUUAACUUGUUA
Topomyia yanbarensis is the source of this 1150-nucleotide messenger RNA. RefSeq lists its product as uncharacterized. The record is from RefSeq and is a predicted model, not a curated record. The transcript has 3 exons. NCBI's taxonomy places the organism in Eukaryota, Metazoa, Arthropoda, Insecta, Diptera, Culicidae. Bases 259 to 1068 code for a protein of 269 amino acids.